Sporisorium graminicola is the source of this 1872-nucleotide messenger RNA. RefSeq lists its product as uncharacterized. The coding region runs from base 1 to 1872 and encodes 623 amino acids. The transcript has a single exon. Gene Ontology annotation, cellular component: membrane. Gene Ontology annotation, molecular function: transmembrane transporter activity. Gene Ontology annotation, biological process: transmembrane transport. Lineage: Eukaryota; Fungi; Basidiomycota; Ustilaginomycetes; Ustilaginales; Ustilaginaceae. The record is from RefSeq and is a predicted model, not a curated record.
AUGGCACUCACCCAGACAUCCUCCUCGUCUCACUCUCACGGUGUGUCGCACUCGCUCCACCCCGAAGAACGCAAACGCCUCUUGCGGCGCAAGGUCAUCUCCCUCGCCGGCUCGGUCUGCGUCGCCCUCUCCGCCGGCUCCAACUAUGCCUUCUCCUCGUUCGCCCCGCAACUGCAAGAGUCGCUCCACCUCACCUCGACACAGAUCAACCUCAUUGGCAUCGCGGGCAACGCGGGAGUCUACCUCUCCUCCCCACUCUGGGGCCGAUUCAUUGAUAAGCGCGGCCCGCAGACGGCGUUGAUCGUAGCGGCGGUGCUGGUGCCGAUCGGGUAUUCAGGGCUGUCGCUGUCGUAUACAGGCGACUGGACGGUGCACUCGACGGGUUUGUUGUUUUUCUUGAAUCUGCUGACAGGGUUGGGCAACAGUGGUGGCUUCACCGCGGCGAUGAAUGCACAGGCCAAGUCGUGGGGUGGGAGUAGGAGGGGUACGGCGACGGCGUUGGUGCUGUCCGGGUUUGGGCUAAGUGCCUUCUUCUAUUCGUCGCUGUCGCAUCUGUUGUUUCCGGGCAACACGGGCGAUUAUUUGCUGCUGUUGGCGUUCGGCAGUAUGACGAGCAUGCUCAUCGGGCUGGGACUGAUCAAGAUCAUCCCGCCAAUCGAGGCUGCGGGUGAAAGGCAGCAUACGGAUGCCUCGCGGACUGCGUCUUCGGGCUAUUUGCGCCGCCGCACCUCUUCAGACAUUGGUGCCCGCGCCACCAUCUGGCAACAGCCCGAAGCGCUUUCUGCCGAAGCCACCGACGACGAAAGCGAUGCGAACGACCGUCUGCACCCUCGCUUUAACGGUACUGCCGAAAGCUCCCGCAACCCAACCGCCACCAGCGCCGUUGCCUCCUCGGACGAGAUCGACACAAUCUCCAACCUCGACCCGGAAUCGCAAGGCCUUCUGUCCGGCCGAGACAGAUCCAAACGCACCUUGCACGCCGAUAUCAACCCCUCGCACAUCGACAUCUCCGGCCGCCGCCUCUUCAAACAGAUCGACUUCUACCUCAUCUUCUUGGUCAUGACGCUCGUCUCCGGUGCCGGUCUCCUACUUAUCAACAAUGUCGGAACCAUCACCAAGACGCUGUGGGACUACAACCAUCGUGACAACCCGCUGCUCGUCGCUGCGGACAACGCCGACCUGUUGCUCCGACGAUCAGAUGUCACGGCGUUUGAGUUUGAAACGCUCAGGCGCGAUGCCAAGGCGGCGGUGCAGCAUCUGCAGGCGCAACAGGUCUCGGCCAUCUCGCUGUGCAACUUUAGCGGGCGCAUCAUCAUCGGUCUGCUGUCGGAUCUAUUGGUCAACCGCACCGCGUCGGCGGCGAACCGCGUGUGGCUGCUGAUCGUGGUCACGACGCUGGCGCUGGCGAGCCAGCUGCUCGCCGCCUUCCCCGGUGCGGUGUCCACCGUCGACCAGCUGUUCGCCGUCUCGACGCUCACAGGCUUGGCCUACGGCACGCUGUUCGGCGUCUGCCCCACGCUCGUCUUCGAGUGGUUCGGCAUGAAACACUUCAGCCAGAACUACGGCUUUGUCAGCCUGUCGCCCGUGGUGGCGGGCAACGUGUUCAAUCUGCUGUUUGGGCACAUCUACGACAGCCACGUGCCGUCGGAUACGAGCAUGCUCAGCGUGGUGGUGCAGGCAUUGAAGGCCGGCAAUGGCAAGGGCCAGGGGCAUGAUGAUCAUCCGACGAACCGGCAUCUGUGCAUGGAUGGCGAGGAGUGCUACAGGCAGGUGUUUGUCGUGACGAGUGUAGGGUGUGUUAUUGGUGUGGUCGUGAGUUUGGUGUUGAUCGUCAGGCGGGCGAAGAACGUUCCGCGGGUUUUGCGGAGGUGA